CUCAGUGUCUAGAAGGCUGAGCUCAAUCAAGGGUUCAAUGUUCCUGCCGCGGCCAGCACACCAAAGGCAGGGGUGACGUAGAGUCAACACCACCGCUCUUUCUCCAAUGCACGCGGCAAUAGACGGCCCGUCCAACCAACACACGUCAAGUCUCAGAUGCACUCUUGACGUGUCUGACGGCAGUUGAUCAAUACACUGCGGGGAACUGCAAGCCUCAUGACUAUAGACAGCCAUGAAACCCGAGGACUAUAAAGCGUCGCUGCUGCUAGCCGAAGCCGCAGCCUCGUCGCCAUCUUCAACACCACAUCAACAGAUCUGGAGGAGUUCAACACUCUUUCAUCGCAUUCUCAUUGCAUCGUGUAUCGUUGCAACCUACAUGGUCUUCUCAACAUCAGGUAGCAUGACCUCUGCGGACACCGAUCUAUCACAAUACACCGAAUCCAUCUUCCUGCCAUAUAUCUACAAGUUCAGCCCAAAACAUGUACCGCAAAUCCAAACGACCAUCGAAGAUGUGGAGAUCGAGAUGCCAAUUGAUACCGGAAGCACAAUGACCCUAGUUGGUGCGUCCAUUCUACCCAACAUCGACAAGACCAUAGGAACGCCCGCACACCAUUUCUUCACUAGCAGUAAGAUUUUGUACGAGGGACGUCUUGUGGAGCUACCGAUCAAGUUCCAUGGAGAAGGUGGUUCGAAUGCUAUUGCAAAGAUACCGGUCCUUCUGGUCGACAAGAGCUGGACGUGUCCGUGGUAUGAUCCAAGCACGCCGGCAGGUCGAUUUGAAUGCCCUCGAGGUCCGAAUGGUGAAGAGGCCGUUGUGCGAGACACGUCGAAGAUAACGUAUAUGGGCGUCGGCUUUGGUAGAAAUGGGCCAAAGGACGGGAUGCCGUAUGCUUCGCCCAAGGUGAACGCAUUCUUGAAUGUGGAGUCGAUCAAUGGGCGAGUAGUAUCGCCCAAGUCUAUGCGACUCGGAUACGAGAUCUCUGCGCAGGGUGUGCAUCUCGGCUUGACGCAAGCAGUCGUCCAAGGCUUCGCAUUUACGAGUCUUGAGCCAGGCUUGACGCACGAUGAAGAUCCAAGAGAUUGGGCCAUGGUAAAGAUGUGCUUCAGUAUUGACGGCAACGGGAGACACUGUGGGCCUGGGCUUGUCGAUACCGGCAUCGUGCAGAUGUAUAUUCGAGCUGAGGAAGGCUUUACGAUACCGCAGAUCGUCAUUCGCAAUCCGAAUCCGAACGGCACAGCGAAGAUGGUGAAACGGGUCAAGCCUGGCACAAAAGUCGAUGUGGGUUUCCCGUCGUUAGAGAAGCCUGCCAUGUCGUUCGCCUUCAUAGUUGGUGCAGGGUCAUCAAUCGAGCCAAGCUACGUCUUUCCAGAAGCGUCGCUGCGGCCACCAUUCGUCAACACAGGACGUAACCUCCUCUGGGGCUAUUCAAUAGCCUUCGACGCAAUUGAUGGGCGAUUCGGCUUCCGGCCCGUAGAUAGCAGCUCAAAUCCUCCACCAUCUGUGCUGUAGAACUCAGGUCCAGCCUGUAGUUAGCAAUUUCAACUCUUUGCCCUUUUGUGCAUUGGACCC
Macroventuria anomochaeta is the source of this 1570-nucleotide messenger RNA. RefSeq lists its product as uncharacterized. The transcript has a single exon. The record is from RefSeq and is a predicted model, not a curated record. Lineage: Eukaryota; Fungi; Ascomycota; Dothideomycetes; Pleosporales; Didymellaceae. Bases 233 to 1510 code for a protein of 425 amino acids.